AGCCGUUUAUUUGUCUGAAGGAAAGGAAGGGGCGGAGAGGUUGUGGUGGUGGUGGUGGUGAUCAUGGCUGCGUUGCUACAGUGGAGGAAGUUCAGUUUCUUUGAUGUGACGGCAAAUGUUGAUGGUGGGCGGCUGGCUGAAGCUCUCAAGGGAGCAGAGGUCACGUGCACGGCUGGGGGCCGUGGCCAGGUGUACAUUGGGGACUCAUCCGGAUGUGUGCAUGGACUCAAUCGGCAGCUGAAAGUGAGCACAUUUGUGGCACAUGGGCAGCCAGUUCGCUCCAUCACAGCCUUUGACCACACCAGCAUCGUCAUCACCAUUGCUGAUGGCAGCCCUGGAACUCCUUCAGAAGUCAAAGUAUGGUCUCCAGACAAGCAGGAUUCUCAGGGGCAGCCUUUGUGCCUUAGAUCCCUGGCCCCUGAUCCCCGCCCUUCCCCAGCCAACCAGAGACAGUCCCAGGCGUCCCAGCCAGGACUUGGAAGGAAUCAGGUGCCCCGCGUCACAGCACUGGCAGUGCACCCAAACUUGUCCCUCAUGGCUGUGGGCUUCUCUGAUGGCUCCAUCAUGCUGUACAGAGGUGAAGUGAGCAGGGAGCGUGGCAGCAAGCAGAAGGUGUUGCUAACUGUGUCCAGUAGCCUCACAUCCCUCCACCUCCGCCACACCACACGCUCCACACAUCUCUUUGCCACCACUCACACCCACACCUACUGCAUCAACCUCACUGUCCGGGACAAGGAGACCACAGUUGAGCUUGAUGGGCUUGGGUGUGAACCGGGCUGCUCCACAUUGGCAGAUGGCAGACAUGAGCAUCAUUUUCUGGUAGCACGGCCUGAUGCUCUCUACAGCUACACUAGUGACAGUCGAGGGUCAUGCUAUGUAUUUGAGGGAGAGAAGACCUUGGUGGCCUGGUUCCGUGGGUACCUCAUUGUUGCAGCGGCAGACAAGGAGGCCCAGGCUGCCAGAAGUGGCGAACGCAGUAUUACAGUGUAUGACCUGACCAACAAGCUGGUGGCUCUCAGUACAAGGGUGAGAGGCCUGGCUGGUGUGGUGGGGGAGUGGGGAGGCCUGUACCUGGUCACCACUGAACCUUCCCUCAUCCACAUGUCAGAAAAGGACCUUCACAGCAAGUUUCAACUCUUGUUCAAGAAGAAUCAGUUUGAUAUUGCCAUCAGCCUAGCCAAGACUCAAUGCUGUGACCAGGAGGAGGUGGCAGAGAUCUUGAAACAAUAUGGUGACUGGCUGUACAGCAAAGGAAACCAUGCUGCUGCAAUGGACCAGUACCUCAAGACUGUGCCUCACCUGGAACCCUCCUAUGUCAUCAGAAAGUACUUGGACACUCAGCACAUCCACAACCUGACCACCUACCUCCAGGCUCUGCACCGCACAGGCUCAGCCAGUGCAGACCACACCAGCCUUCUCCUGAACUGCUACACACGCCUCAGAGACACUCAGCAGCUCAACGAAUUCAUCAUGAGCAAGGAGGGUGCAGUGGAGUGUGAUGUGGAGCUUGGUGUGCGUGUGUGUCGCAGUGCUGGCUAUUACGACCACGCCCUGGCCCUGGCAGCACGACACGGCCUCCAUCACCACCACUUGGCCAUCCUGAUAGACGACAAAAAGGACUACUCUGCUGCCCUGAGGUACAUGGCCACUCUGGAGCUGGAGGAGGUGAAGGCCAACGUGCUGCGCUAUGGCUCUGUCCUGCUGAACCAUGUCCCAGAUGAGACUACCGAGCUCCUCAUAUCACUCUGCACAGAUUACAAGCCCUCCAACUCACCCAUUGUGAAAGAGGGAUCCCUGGACAGCUACCCAACCCCUGAAGACCCAGUGAGGGCAGACCCUGAGGAAUUUGAGUACCUGCUGGUGGGACACAGUGAACAGGCCAUUACCUUCCUGGAACGGCUGGCAGAUCCUCACAACCCAAGCAGGCAGCUCCUCUCUCCGCGCCUCUACACAACCCUGCUGGCAGAAUACCUCCACCAGUACAGCCUGGCUCCUGAAGGUCAAGACCAGGUGGCACUGGGAGAGAAGGUCCUGGCACUGCUGCGUAACCCGGACACCAAGGUGUGUCGCGACCAGGCACUGCUGCUCUGUGACAAACACAAGUUCCAUGAUGGCAAGCUUCUACUCUGGGAACAAGCUGGCAUGUUUGAGGAGAUGUUGGCUUGGCAUGGGGAGCGUGGGGAAACAGAAGCUGCACUGGGCGUGUGUUCCCGCAAGGCUCAGCAGCAGCCCAUCCUGUGGUGCUCCUUCCUCCGCCAGCUGGCCAGUGCCUCAAGCCCCAGCCCACCAAAUCCCCACCACCUCUCCACUUGCCUCAAUAAUAUUGAAGAGAAAGGCUUGAUGCCGGCACUGGAGGUGAUGGAAGUGCUGGCCUCAUCCCCACACAUCACUCUGGGGCAGGUGCGGGACUAUCUGCUGGGUGUGGUUGCCUCUCAUUCCAGCACACUGGCAGCCGAGGCUUCUCGCAGCCAGCAGUACGCCCAGGAAACGUCCAAGAUGCGUGACACCAUCAGGGACCUGCGGACAGGUGCCACCCAGUUCACUGCCACUAAGUGUAACAUUUGUAACAAUGAACUGGAGCUGCCUUCAGUGCACUUCCUCUGCAGGCAUUCCUUCCAUCAACACUGCUUCGAGAGUUACAGUGAGAGUGAUGCUGACUGUCCCAUGUGCUUGCCAGAGAACAAGAAAAUGCUGGAUAUAAUCAAGGCACAAGAGACACACCGCAGCCAGCACGACCACUUCCAUGAACAGCUGGAGCGUUCCUCAGCCGAUGCCUUCACAGUGGUGGCUGACUAUCUGGGGCGUGGGGUGUUCACUCACUUGCAGUCCCUGUCAGCGCUGUACCCUCGGCUCAACACCACCAAGACAGGUGGGAGAGGUGGAGGAGGAGCAGGAGCAGAUAAAAGGAAUGAGGGGGCUGAUUCUAGUCAAGAGGGAGGUGGAGGCACCAGGCACCACCACACACCACACCAGAACAACACAGCUUCGGUUCCUGAGAUGGAGAGCCGACUCCGUGCAUUGGAGAGAACCCUCCCUGGAACUGCUGGCAUGGGCAGUGAAGGACGUCUCCGGGUGAAGGAAGGAAAGGGUCUUGCUGUGCUGGAAUCUGAAUCUGAGGCUCGCAUACGUCUGGAGGGCAAGUCAGGAUUGUCCAAGGUUAGCUCCAGUAGUGGGUCUGCAAGGCCCAACGACCCCAAUGCAUCCAAACCCCUGACCAGUCCCUCUGAGGCUCAGUUGAGGACUUCUCUGUCAUCUAGCAUUCUUGUUCCUCCUUCUGAGGGUAGAGUGAGGGGUGGUGAGGCCUCCAGGAUGGGUGUAGGAUCAUCCAGUCCUUCCUUGCAUGACCACAUCACACGCUCCCCUCACACCACCAGGUCUGCGGAUAAGCGCACCAUGAAUCAGACAGUGGAGUCCAUCUCCUCAGUUCUCGCCUCCACACAGGUCUCAUCCUCCCCCAAGACCAAGCCAUCAGACAACCCAUUCCAGGAAGAAGACACAACCACUGGAGUGAAUCCUUUUGGAGACUUUGAAACAGAAAAUAUGGAGGGCAACCCAUUUGCUGAUGAUUACGAUGAGUCAAAGAACCCAUUUGCUGCCAACACUCCCAGCACCACAAGUCCAGAUCCCCAAAAUCCAUUUGAAUCGGAUAACUACGACAGCUCACUCAAUCCCUUCGCCGAGUCUUAGCAAGCGUUGGUGACAUAAUUUACUUGUAAAGCUGCUCGGAGAUGCAAUGAAUUACGGAACCUUUACUAUGAUUCUCCUUGAAGGUUGCUGAGAGGGGCUGGUAGUGCAUUGAUAUUUCAUUUAAAGAAAGCAUACAUUUUUCAUUUAAAUAUUGUAGAUCUGUUCCACUGUACAUACCUCUUUAUUGAAAGCAUUGAAGUCAAAUUGAGUUGGCCAGGAAGUAGGGAGUGGGUGUCUUGAAGACCUAGUCAGAAAAAUUUGAAAUAAAUUUAACUUCAUUGUAUUUGCCAAGAUGGCUUGCAUUCCAUCAAUAUUAUAUGUAUUAUAUGUACAUGAGGCAACUUGAGUGAGUAUAACCUGCUGCCAAUUAUCAAUAUCAACAGUAAAUCAAUUCCUGCCCAAUACAUUUUCCUGAGGUACACACAGCAGGCUGUCUCACACAAUGGGGCCUCAUAUAUACUAUUAAAUCCAAGUGUAUAUUAUGUAUAUCUUAAAAAAAAUAAUAAUUGAUUUUCAAAUGCA
Messenger RNA from Portunus trituberculatus (swimming crab), 4209 nucleotides. RefSeq names its product vacuolar protein sorting-associated protein 11 homolog (gene Vps11). Gene Ontology annotation, molecular function: protein-macromolecule adaptor activity; protein binding. The transcript is spliced from 22 exons. Gene Ontology annotation, biological process: organelle fusion; vacuole organization; endosome organization. Bases 64 to 3687 code for a protein of 1207 amino acids. The record is from RefSeq and is a predicted model, not a curated record. Gene Ontology annotation, cellular component: endosome; HOPS complex. Lineage: Eukaryota; Metazoa; Arthropoda; Malacostraca; Decapoda; Portunidae.